Molecule: messenger RNA, 513 nt
Organism: Chenopodium quinoa (quinoa)
Lineage: Eukaryota; Viridiplantae; Streptophyta; Magnoliopsida; Caryophyllales; Amaranthaceae
Exons: 1
Coding region: 1-513 (170 amino acids)
Molecular function (GO): nucleic acid binding; RNA-DNA hybrid ribonuclease activity
Source: RefSeq, a predicted model, not a curated record
AUGGGGCAGAGUGUACCGUGUCAGCCGUUAGCUACCUCUUGGGCUAGGCCUUGUUCAGGGAUGGUAAAAAUAAAUUGUGAUGCUCACUUAGGUGUUACGACAGGGUUGGGGGUGGUGAUUAGAGACGAAGAAGGGAUGAUUUUGGUAGCUGCUAUGUGUAAAGAGUACGCUGGCUGGGCCCCUGAAGUUGCUGAAGCUGCGGCAUGCAGGUACGGGCUUCAACUGGCUGCUAGAUUGGGUUAUACCUCGGUCAUUUUGGAGAGUGAUGCCGCAAAGGUUGUGAAUGGGGUUAAGAAGAUGGCUGGCAAUCUUACUCCUUUCUCUGUACUUGUUGAUGAUAUUUGUGCUCUUUCUCAUUGUUUUGUUGCUUUCUCGAUUUCACAUGUAAAGCGUGCGGGUAAUACUCUAGCCUACAAUGUGGCUAGGUGGGACUCUAGUGGUUGUAUUGAACGUGUUUGCCUAGGUCCUUUUCCCCAAAGUCUCUUAAGUUCGGCGGAAAUUGAUCUCUAUUAA